GUCGAACUAACAUUGUUCGGUGAAUUUGAUUGGGCACGGUUGACGUCACGCACAUGUAACCGACCCGACAAGUUCAGUAGUCAGACAGAACUUCGGACAAGUGCAGUGUAAGGUUUCAUUCAUGUGUAGUAUUCGUGAGUGAACACUCUCCCAGAUGUCGUCCCGCAAUGUUUAUGAUCCUUAAACAGAGGAGCAGUUACUGUUUUCGAGGAAUUCUGGGGUCAUAAUGGGUUGCAACAAUACCAAAAAGUUACCAGAGGACGAGGAGCACACAAAGACGAGUAAAUUAUACGAUGUUCCGUCACGUGAAUUUUGCCCUCCUCCAAGAGUGAACAAUGAAGUGGGUAAAAACGCGGAGAAGAAACCCAAGAAAGGUCGUGUUAUUCAAGGGAGAUUCAGAUUUGAUCCUAUCGUGACCGAAAAUUAUGACAUCAAGGCCCUCAUUGGUAGGGGAUCGUUUAGUCGGGUUGUUCGAGUGGAACAUAAAGUUACAAAAGAACCCUAUGCGCUAAAGAUGAUCAAAAUAGAAGGGGGAAAAGACACGCUGGAAUCCGAAGUGGCUGUCUUGCGUAAAGUAAACCAUAAGUAUAUCGUCAAGUUGUUUGAAGUCUUUCAGUGUGCAGAAAGGGUUUAUUUAGUAAUGGAGCUAGCGACCGGAGGCGAACUUUUUGAACGAAUAGUCUCUAGAGGUUCCUUUACGGAGAAAGAUGCCACUGAGGUGCUGUGCAUGGUGCUUGAAGGAGUCCGCUAUCUUCACUCGCUCGGCAUAACUCACCGAGACCUCAAACCGGAGAACUUACUGUACUAUCACCCGGGUCCCGACUCUAGAAUUUUGAUAACAGAUUUUGGGUUAUCGAAAACCCGGCAGAAUGCAAAGAACGAGACAAUGGAUACAACUUGUGGAACGCCGGAAUAUAUCGCCCCCGAGAUUCUCUUGAGACAACCGUACACAAACGCGGUGGACAUGUGGUCAAUUGGUGUUAUCACACACGUACUUCUUAGCGGACAAAUGCCAUUUGCGGAUGAAAACCGAAGGAGAUUGUACAAGGCUAUUUUGGAUGCGAGAUAUAGCUAUAGCGGCGAGGUGAGUUAACUUAGACCAACUUACCCAAAGUUAUAUGUUUAUAUUUGUCUGUUAACGAAACUUCGACGAUUCACUUUGCGGGACUAGCCAGCUCGGAUGUAAUCAUAUUAAUUGAUUAUACUUGUUACUACUUUAUUUUUUGUGGAGUAUGAAAACUGAGCAAGAGGAAUAUCGUGAGAAUUUGCUCAGUCGAGACUCGACGGUAUCAGUUAACGCAUGUUUGGAAAUGUCGACUGCAAAAUGAAGAUGCCUAUCAGUUACAUUCCGAGUUUAAGUAUUCGCAUAUAUUUUGUUUAUUAAGAGAAAAAUUUAAAUGAAUUUUUUGCGUUAUAUUGUAAGCACUGCUUGUUCCAAGAAACUUUCAUGGUGUGCGACUGUUUCUCGACCUAAGAAAAUCGGUAUUAUCCAGGGCGCCUGUACAGGAACGUUUUCUCUUUCGUUACAUAGCUAAAAUAAUUGCGGAAGAUCGACCUACUUAACCUUCCUCGAAUGAGAUCACUUUCAUCACAUAAUGGUUUUAUUGAAGAAGGCAAAUUAUCUACUAAGCUCUUCGUUUGCAAAUUUGUAUAUCAAAUCUAUGGUGAUUCAAGGAGGAAAAAAUAGAAAACUAUUGUCUGUGUUCAAGGUGCGAACUUCAUUGUUUGACUCAUUUCGGUCUGGAAUGUUCGGUCUUGUCCUUUCUCCAAGGGACGAAUCAUUUUAUAACAACUAGUUUCUUUGGCAACAUCGGAGGGGAAAGAAUCAAUUCAUUUUGAACAAUCAGUUAUAACAAUACACAUGAUCACUGACGUAGUUUGAGUUUGAAACCCUUGACUAAUGAUUGUCAUGGUCGGAUGUUGUGUGUAGUAAAACAGUACGAAAUUUCCUGUCAUUAUUUUUGGGGCAUCACUCCUUUGUGCUGGGCUUUGAUAGAUAAGCCAUCGCCGCUAGUCGUAAAUGUUAUUCUUGGACGUCUACGCUCUGCGCGCUGUAUGAUCUUGAAGCGGCGGGUUUAUCUUAUUUGGGUGGGCUCAUAGUCGGGACAGCAUUCCUCAGAAAUUUCUAGUGAUCAAAACGUGUUUUUGUUGACGUUUAUCCCAACUCAUAUACCGCGGCAUUGUUUUCUUAACAGUUAUUCGUAAUCAUUUGUUGUGAUUUGCUGUCAAAUGGACCAUUUCUUCACAGUGGACCAUUUCUUCACAAGCGGCUGAAUGACCAUGAAACGAUCAGACUUUAGUUUCUAUAAAUUCGUGCCUAACACUUUGAUAGGAUUUAAAACCCUUUCAUGUAUCAAACAAAGAUUAAAUUUCCUCAAAACGGGGCUGAAUGUUAGUUUUGAAAUUUUGGCUGAAAACCAAAAGCUAUUUUUAGUGACAUUUUUUGUUUCGACAAAUUACUCUCUAAUCCUUAUACAAUAAACAAUUCUGUGACAAGUGUCAUGUAUUGUAGUUUAACAGUGUUACAGGUCUAAGAACACUGGUUCCUUUAUGUUAUGGCACAUAAAAAAUCUUCCCUUGUUCUUUGUACAAUUCCCCCAUCUUUUUUAAUGAGUAUAUUGGAGAUCAAGUGCCACAUUUACAAGAAAUGGAGAUUAACAUGAAAUUAUUUCAUGUUAUUGCAGUUAGUUCUGACAUUUUGAUCAAGGUGAAGGCUGUCCCCUUCACCUUGAAAGGGCAAAUGGGGAACAUAACAAAUGGCAGGAAAAAGGGUCACAAUCCUCUCUGCCUUUGGUUGCUAAGGUGAUUUCAUGUCUACAACCUUUAGAGCAAACAAUAAGGAUACUGCUUCAGUCUGAGUAAACGUUGAUUAUUGAUGCCCAAAUAGAAAAAUAGAGUUUGUUUGUUUUGAUUCAAAGUUGCAAUAGGUAUGCAAUAUGUGCGAACAUAAACAAUCCAAGCAAUGCGAGUGUCUACUGCGCGCGCUAUGUCACAACACAGCAUUUAUCAUCUUCACAUAUGACCCACAGAUAACCCAAGACAAACAAAUUGCAAUAGAAAACAAACUUUUUGGAAAAACAAGUUACACUAAGUGAAACAUUAACUAUUAAGUAAUUUAAAUUUUCCCUUUAGAAAAUAAUUGUCCUCGCAGCACACAGUGUGAAUGGUUUGGCUUAUUGCCAAGAGUUUGACAAUAUUUUUGCUCUCAGUUGUCGAGCGCCAAAGAAGAUGUCACGCAUAAUUCCAUGAUCUCGUGCAUGAGAUAAUUAAUUGAAUGAUGCAUAAUUUCAUUGCAUAUUUUUGGAAAGGAGGUGAUUUCUUAAAGUCUUAUUGAGCAAAAUGACCUCGUAAACAAGUUGUAUUCUGUCACGGUUGAACUGUAAUAGGGGCAGAGUCGAACAUCUUCACCUGCAAACUGCGUUCUAUUUUUAAAUCUCUUAGGUUAAUUACAUUAAGUCAUAUUCCCUCAUACACAAGCCACAAAGCGGCAAAUUCCAAAGUUUUCACAUGCAAACUGCGCGACAAUACAAAUCACAGUAAGGGCCUGAUCACGAGCCGGAAAGCAAUGCACAUGAACAGUGUGUUACCUGCUGUCAUGUUUCUUGCUUGGUUCAUUCGCUGGGCUGCCCCACAAGCGUGAUUACCAGGAAAAUUUCCACUCGGGAUCCCGGCAUCACAAUACAGGGAUCCCAGCUAACUGGGCAGGCUUGGUUGUCAUAUAAUCGCAAAGCUGGUUUUUGUUGCAUUUAACUAAGGUGCCAGGAUCUCCGCAAAGCGAACCAGCCCGGCUCAUGUAAUCAGGCCCUUGAGGUUACCCCUUUACCAAUGUGCUGUUAAUGUUUGUCUUCAGCAGUAAUUUUUAUUUGAAACUGGACUAUUUUUUCAUCAUAAAUAGUUUAAUGCUUGCACUGUAUUACUUUGUGGUGGUUGUUGCACCUGGACACAUCUAGGGUAAAAUGAGUUAGACCAAGAUUUCCUGAAGAAAAUUAAAUACAAUUAAAAUGUUCUUGCUAAUAUCAGAUGAUUAAUUUUAUAUAUUUACAAUUUUAAUCCUAAUUCAAGUAAUAAUAUUGUUUAUUUAAUCACAAAGGUAAAUAUUUUUAUGAGUCAAUAGAAGUAAAUAACACUAAGUCACUUAACGAAGUUUAGUCACCCUUUUUCAUGGCCCUCUUCAGUUAUUUCUGCCUUGUCCUUCUUAAAGCAGUUGGACCAUAGUGAAAGGCCUAGACUUUGGGCUGAAUAUUUUUCUUGUUUUACAGUAUUAAGAUAGGGUUAUCUAUUGUAAGAAUAUUUAAAAGAGUAUCUUCUGUCAUUAACACAAUGUAUUUACCUGUUCCAUUAAAAGAAGUAUGUAGUCUUACCUGUUAUACAACAUAGAGUCAAAUCUUCUUGUGUGACCACAUCCCAUAACUGCCAUAAUCAACCAUUCAUCUAAUACACCAAAAUUUUCCCACUCAAAUAUUAUAGUUGGACCCUCUUGUAAAUGAUCGCCUCUCAUAAAUAGCUGCAACCACAUCUCUGGAGAUAAAAAUUUCUAUUGUUUUUAACCUCUUGUAAGAGACCAUUUGACACACAGUGUGAUCCCUAUGUUUGUUGCAUGUACUACGCUACUAAGAGUAUAAGAACUUUUAGCAACAACAGGAAGCAUAACAUUGCAACUUAGAAAUUGCAUGCAGUAAAUUCUCUUUUAAAAAGUAUAUGUCUGAGAACGUUGCAAAAGACCUCCCCGUGGUUCAAUUCUUGUAAGCGACCAUUGAAUCUUUGCAUUUACGGUGAUUGCUUACGGGAGGUUUGACUGUAUAUAGGUAGCUUAGUCUUUCAAAGUAAAAUCAUACAUAUUAGAACAAUAUUCUAUUCAGAUCAUUCUUUUAUUCUAAUUUUUAUUUACUCUGCAUGAUGUUCUCCCUUUCUUUCUUAUUUGUUUAACAGUUUACUUACAGUGUACAAAACUUAAAAAUGCUAUACAAUGUAUGACACGUGAAGAAAAAAUAAGGAGAAAAAGAGAACAACUGUAAUUCAAUCGUGAAUUUAAUUGAUAUUUAUAUGUUACAAAUUACUAAUAUCAUAAAGAUACUGGACAAAAUCCAGUUGGGUUAAUGAGCCACUUCCGAGUUCCAAAAACCCUCACUUUCAAAAUGAGUCCAAGUGCACAACCUUUCCUGUGAAAGUGAGUUUUAUUUGCAUGAGAAUGAAAAAUAAUUUCAUAUCAAAGGCUGAGCACUUAACCUCGUUUUGAUACAAAGGCCUGGGGGAACUCGGAAAUGGCCUAUUUUAAAAUUUCGAAAAGCAGUUAGGUAAACAUCAUGUGCAAGUUAGCAUCACAGUGUUGAUUAAUUCAUGUUACUUCUUAGUUUGGUUUCUUUUAAAGCACAACUAGGCCAUGUGGUUGGUAUAUUGGCCCCUGAGCACACCUGCAAAGUUCAUUUUGCUUGACAGAGUAUCAUCUUAUCAACUCACAGUUCAGCUUUAAGGUUAUCAUUUCUUGCUUCAUUUCCUUUGUUUUUGCAAUCCAUGCUGUUAAUUUCUUAUGUCCCAAAGUUGUAAAAAAGGCUGGCAACUCCUUUAGUAGACAACUAUAUCCUAUACUGGGCUCCAUAAGUUCAUGACUCCAGCCGAUACAAACAAGCCAUCUUUACAAAGCCUUCAUGUCACCUCAAAGUCGAAUUUAGUUUAAAUGAUGUUUUUCUGAAAAUAAUUGUGAUUUGUUUGUUGGUUUCUCGACCACCUAGUCUUUUGAAUGUGCUAUAUAUAAAUGCCUGAGAAGAGCAAAUUACAUACUCAGUGCAGUAUUUGGUAUGUUUCUUAUGGUAUAACUUUCUUGUUUGUAGGCAUGGAGGGAUGUGUCUGAUCUUGCAAAGGACUUCAUUGAUAGCCUGUUAGUACUGGACCCUGCAAAGCGUAUGACAGCAGAGGAUGCAUUGAAGCACCCCUGGAUUAUUGCACCAUCUAGUUUGAAAAACCUUCAGAGGUCUGUUAGCAAAAAUUUGAGGAGUCAUUCCAGGAUACCCAGUGGAAGAUCCACAUGUUCUCAAAAGUCUACUAAAUCCUCCAGAUCCGGACGAUCUUUAGUUUCAAUUAAACGGUCAAAAAACUUGACAGUCCCUCAAGAUGCAGGCCUUAUAUCAGCUCUUUCAGAUGGUCCGGCUCAGGAGGUCAAACAAGUUGUUAGUAAAAAUUGUGCCAGGAGAGAGUCCAGUGUUAAAUUGACACGUCAGUUGGUUGAGAAAAUAAAUGAACAUUCUGUAAUCAAUGAGGAUGAUGGAGAACUACUUCAAAGUGUCUCUUGUGAGGGCAAAAGUGAACCAGUUGAACAGAGACUCAUUGAAAGUCAGAAUACUGUCAGUAACACAGAACACUGCAGUCAUGGUGAGUGCAAGUCUUGUGAAGUCACUCAUGAUGAGAAAUUCAGAGGCUUGCUAGUGCCAGCUUCAAAGCAAAGGUCAUGUGUUAGUACAAGGAGGGAUAAUUUUCUAGAUCACCAUCACAGACUACAUGAUCCUUCUCAUGGCUUUAACUUUCCAGCUAGCUCUCCUGGUAGGAAGCAUUCACUUUCUUCAUCAUCAAGGAAGAACAAAGUGUACUGCAGUUACGAUACAGAUUAGAAGGUAGAUAGAACUCUACUGGUGAAUCAGUUUUUCUAAUAAUGUAGAGGUAUAUUUGAAAUGUUUGAUAUCAACAGUUGUUCCCUCUAAUUUUUAAUACAAAAGAAGUUUGCUGAUUAUUUAAAUUCGCUAUUAUCACAUUGAGUACCUUUUGGGUACAUGCAAGAUAAUAUUAUUAUCUUGCAUGUACCCAAAAGGUGUUUAUACUUUUUGUUUAUACUUUCUGUCAAUCCCCACUGGGUAAUAUAAUGCCAAAAAUUAUUUCAAUUAGGAAAAAAGGAAAAGACUAGGUAGCUAAAAAUUGAUGCAAAUUUCUAUUAAAUGUCUGCUGCUUUUAUAGUGUGAUAGGUAUAACAUGAUUUUAAAGUGCCCAUAGCCUAAAAAUUUUUAUUUUUUCAAUUGAAAGUACACAUUACUACAAGGACCUCUCCAAAAAAAUAUUUGUUUUGAACAAUGUGAUUUUUUAAACAUUUUACAAAACGUUCAAAUUUGCCACCAUUUUGGCAAACCUUUUGUUUUGGUUUUUUCCCAGUAGCCUCUUGAAAAAGAAGGAGCUGAGAUUAAUUAACUAUGACAGAAAUUAAGGAACACAUGACUUAAGAUACAAGUAAACAAGUUUGGAGUUCUAGAAAUAUUUCUUCCAAUUCACAAACUAUAACAGCUGUUAAAAGGUAAAACAUGCUGCCAGUACGAUGUAUUUAUUUGCAGUUAGACAGCCCUGUUAAAAUGAGAGAGCAGCCAGCAAUUUUGCUGCUUUCGGUGGAAGAUUUGCUGCCUACAAUACUAAGGUUUAAAAAUGUCAAACAAAAAGCAGACAAAUUUAGGUCCUUGCCACCUGCUUCUCUGGUUGUCCUGCUUACUACUGGAAAACAUUUUGACUGGGCUGGUUAAGUGCAACAACACUGGCCACCCAGUGGGAUAAGCAUGCAUAGAAAAUCAUGUUUUCAGUUCCUGGAUAUAUGUCUUUUGACGUUACCUAUGAUCUUAUCAAUUCCGUGAUUAGUGUAACAGGUGCCACAAACAAAUUUUGACUUAAAAAAUUUUCUAAAAAAACUGCCUCAUUUUGUUCAAAACAAUGUUUGUUGAAGAAAUUGUUUAAGUAAUGUGUUCUUUUAGGUUGCAUGCAAUUUAAGUGUCUGUGUCACUUCCAGGGUGUUUCUGGUUUUGGCAUCUCAGGUUCCAGAAGGUUCUUUGCAUCUUGGUAUGUUUUUCAGGAAGAGGCCACCAUAUAUGUUUGUGAAUUUGCAAGUGAAGAAAAGACCAACCUCUUGAAAUAUGAAUAAACAUAUUGUUUAACUAUAAUUGUGUAACGAAAUAAUAUUAAUGGAUCUUGAGGUGCAAUUGGGCAACAAUCCCAAAUUUUGCAGUCUUCUUAGUGUCAGACUUAAGCAGGACCUUUCUGGAGUAAACUUGCUCAAGUGCACGGAAAAAUACUUUUUGGACAGUUUUCUAUGUGUCAUUGAGACACAUAAACCUAAAAAUUAAAAAAGGUACAAUAAACUGGUCCUUUUGUUUUUUACUUAAGGGUAAACUAUAUUCUUCCUAGAACCAAUUAUCUUGGCACCUGAGAGUCAGCCACUUUCACUUAAAUGAACUGUGCUAAAAGUCCUAGUGAAUUUGCCUUGAAAACCCAGUUGACUUGUAAAAUGUAGGAGAAGAUCUUUUAUAGAUCAGUACUAAUUCUUCUGCAUUUUUAUCUUUUAAUCCUAGUGGGGAGUGCAUUGCUUGGAAUUUAUAAAAAUAUGCUAGAUCAAUUUAAGAGAGAAAUAAUAUUACUAUGUAAUACGUUUGUUUCUUUUACCCUAGCCCAAUAACUUUACAUAAUAAUGGAUUAAGAAAUAUAUAAAAAUGUAAUCAAAAUAUAUGUAAAACUAAAUUCUGCUUAUCAUUGUUUUGAAAGAAGAACAAUUAACAUCAUGGUAAUAAUUUGUUCAUAUUUCAAUUAAGAAUGUACUAUAAUAGAGAAAACACAUAAUUAUUGAAGAGUUGAUGUAUAAAGCAUCUGAUUACAAAUGCCAGCAGUCAUAAAUUGGCUACGAAAUACAUAAUAUAUUUUCUUGUAAUUACCUGUUGGAAAACUUAGAUUUAAUAUUAUUUUAUCAAUAAACUGUAAUAUUAUGGGCCAUCAGCACAUUACAAGGUGCUCCAAAACUAUAUGAAAUGAAUAUAAAGUAAAAUGUUUCAUUAUUAUAGAUAUAUGAUUUAUCUAGUACAUAUUAUUCUGGUCAAACAAAGGCCUGAAUGCAAUUUACUCUAGUUGGAUGCAAAAUCCAAUAUUAUUUUCUAUCGUGGAUGUAUAAUUUAUUUUGCUAUCAGAGAAAAAAUAUACUUUUAUAUAGAUUUGUAAUAUAAAUUAUUUGAGUUUUGUACCUGAUUGGUUGUAUUUCUCUGUACACCAGAUGCAGAAUUUCAGUCUUGUUUACAUUACUGUUGAUAGUAAACGUGCAAAUGUAGUGGCAAAAAACCAACAUGAGUGUUGUCACGAUGCUAUUUGCCAGCUUAACUAGAAUACAUGAACAGUAAAUUGGGUGAUCUGUGAUGCAAAUUAACAGAAUUACUAGUCCAAUACUUGUGUGAAAUGGAGUCUGGUUGCAUGUUUAUACUUGGUUGUUUAAGUAGCAUGAUUUGUUUCCUUCCACAACCAAGAUUAAAUGUGUAUUUGUUGGUUUUUAUUGCUACUCUUUUUAUGUGUCUGUUACUAAACUGCUAUUAAACAGUUGUCUAUAUUACCUAGAGAUUAUAAUUUGUACUAGUAUAUACCAGUUCCUCAAUGAUUUGUUAUACUAUUGUUCAAAAAAGUAAAUUACUGUUUCAAAGCUUUCC
This is a messenger RNA of Porites lobata, 9425 nucleotides long. The record is from the annotation of a GenBank genome assembly. Lineage: Eukaryota; Metazoa; Cnidaria; Anthozoa; Scleractinia; Poritidae.